GCGGCCUCCAGGGAGCCGCUGCCACCUCUGCUAACGCCGCCGCUGCCACCCGGCUUCUCAGAGCGGGCGGCUGUUGCCAUCCGCUGUCCCCAGGAGGGCAGACUCGGGGCAGGGCCUUCGCCACUUUUGUGCUUUGCUCAAGAUGUGAGUUCAUCCUCUCGCUUCUGGAGAAGAUGCAGACACAGGAGAUCCUGAGGUUGCUGCGGCUGCCCGAGCUGGGGGACUUGGGCCAGUUUUUCCGCAGCCUCUCAGCUACCACCCUCGUGAGUGUGGGUGCUCUGGCUGCUAUCCUCGCCUACUGGUUCACGCACCGGCCAAAGGCCUUGCAACCACCAUGCAACCUCCUGAUGCAGUCAGAGGAAGUGGAGGGCAGUGGUGGGGCCCGGCGAUCUGUGAUCGGGGAUGGCCCUCAGUUGCUCACCCACUACUAUGAUGAUGCCAGGACCAUGUACCAGGUGUUCCGCCGCGGGCUCAGCAUCUCAGGGAAUGGACCCUGUCUUGGUUUCAGGAAGCCGAAGCAACCUUAUCAGUGGCUGUCCUACCAGGAGGUGGCUGACAGAGCUGAAUUUCUAGGGUCUGGACUUCUCCAACACAAUUGUAAACCAAGUACAGAUCAGUUUAUUGGCGUUUUUGCUCAAAAUCGGCCAGAGUGGAUCAUCGCAGAGCUUGCCUGCUACACAUAUUCUAUGGUGGUGGUCCCGCUCUAUGACACUCUGGGCCCUGGUGCUAUCCGCUACAUCAUCAGGACAGCUGACAUCAGCACCGUAGUCGUGGACAAACCUCAGAAGGCUGUGCUGCUGCUGGAACAUGUGGAGAGGAAGGAGACUCCAGGGCUCAAGCUCAUCAUCAUCAUGGAACCGUUUGAGGAAGCUCUGAAAGACAGAGGGCAGGAGUGCGGUGUGGUCAUUAAGUCCAUGCAGGCUGUGGAGGAGUGUGGCCAACAGAAUCACCAGGCUCCUGUGCCCCCGAAGCCCAGCGACCUCUCCAUUGUGUGUUUCACAAGCGGCACAACAGGAAACCCAAAAGGUGCGAUGCUCACCCAUGGGAACGUGGUGGCUGAUUUCUCAGGCUUUCUGAAAGUGACAGAGAAAGUGAUCUUUCCGAGACAGGACGAUGUGCUCAUCUCCUUCCUGCCUCUGGCUCACAUGUUUGAGAGAGUGAUCCAGUCUGUUGUCUACUGCCAUGGGGGACGCGUCGGCUUCUUUCAGGGAGACAUACGUCUCCUCUCAGAUGACAUGAAGGCUCUGCACCCCACCAUUUUCCCUGUGGUUCCUAGAUUGCUGAACCGGAUGUAUGACAAGAUCUUCAGCCAGGCAGACACACCAUUAAAGCGCUGGCUCUUGGAGUUUGCAGCAAAACGUAAACAAGCUGAGGUCCGGAGCGGAAUCAUUAGGAAUGAUAGUAUCUGGGAUGAACUCUUCUUUAAUAAGAUUCAGGCCAGUCUUGGUGGUUGUGUGCGGAUGAUCGUCACUGGAGCAGCCCCCGCGUCCCCAGCGGUGCUGGGAUUCCUCAGGGCAGCUCUGGGGUGCCAGGUUUAUGAAGGUUACGGCCAAACUGAGUGUACAGCUGGGUGUACCUUCACCACACCCGGGGACUGGACCUCAGGGCACGUAGGGGCACCUCUCCCCUGCAAUCAUAUCAAGCUUAUCGAUGUCGAGGAACUGAACUAUUGGACCUCCAAAGGAGAGGGAGAGAUAUGUGUGAGAGGACCAAAUGUGUUCAAAGGUUACUUGAAAGAUCCAGACAGGACAAAGGAAGCCCUGGACAGCGACGGCUGGCUGCACACUGGGGACAUUGGGAAGUGGCUGCCGGCAGGGACUCUUAAAGUUAUUGAUCGGAAGAAGCAUAUAUUUAAGCUUGCUCAGGGAGAAUAUGUGGCGCCUGAGAAGAUUGAGAACAUCUAUAUCCGGAGUGAGCCUGUGGCACAAAUCUAUGUCCAUGGGGACAGCUUAAAGGCCUUUUUGGUGGGUAUUGUUGUGCCAGACCCUGAAGUCAUGCCCUCUUGGGCCCAGAAGAGAGGAAUUGAAGGGUCAUACGCAGAGCUCUGUGCAAAUAAGGAGCUGAAAAAAGCCAUUUUGGAAGAUAUGGUGAGGUUAGGAAAACAGAGUGGACUCCAUUCGUUUGAACAGGUUAAAGCCAUUUACAUCCACUCUGACAUGUUCUCAGUUCAGAAUGGCUUGCUGACACCAACACUAAAGGCUAAGAGACCUGAGCUGAGAGAGUACUUCAAAAAACAAAUAGAAGAGCUUUACUCAAUCUCCAUGUGAAGUUCCAGGAAAGUUCUUCUCAGUAUAAUGGACUGUGUAGCAAUACUGUAGUUACUCUUGAAAGUAAUGAAUCAGAAUGAUGCAGCUGAAAAUGAAUAAGCACGUGAGCUUAUGAUUGAGCCUUUUCCUGUCCCAAGAGGUCUUUAACAAUAUUUUCUCUAUCAUCACUGAGUACACUUUAUUUUUAUUAAAAUGAUAUUGUAACAGGCUGCUAAAAAUAUCACAGAUGGCAAUGUAAAAAUCAAGACUUUUCUCAAGGACUGUGUACCACUAAAAGUAAUAUAUUCUCAAUGUUCACAGAACUAUUAAACAUAAAGGAAAAACAUAACUGAUAUACUGUACUUAAUUAUUUGUGGAAUAGUAACCAGAUAGUAACCAGAUACAGCAAAUUUCUAGACAAUGUGGACUACCUCAUUCAAUAACUGAUUGUCAAAAUCACAGUUAAAUCAGACUUAAAACAUUAAAACUAUGUGUACAGAAUCAUGCUAAAACAAAACAUAAUGCACAUUCUGCAUAACUUCACAGUCUUUAUACAUGACAAUUCUUAUUGAUGUAAUCAAGUUUUCCCUCUCAUUUUUACUUUUAUUCAUGAAAAAUGCAAAUUCAGAUAUUCUUGAAACAAAUGUUAUAUUUAUAUAACAUUUUACAAAGAUCUUUCAAUACAUUUUCUCAUUAAACUCAUUAAAAUUUCAGGAACUACCUAGGAAAAAAAUGUACAAAGACUUCAAGGAUAAUAUGUAUAUAUCCGUGGACUUCUUACAAGUGAAUUCUAAAAGAUCUCUGUUGACUGAUUGCGCAAUGAAUGGACCUUUGGGGAAGACUUGGGAAAAGAAAUCCAGAAUUAUUUCUCAGGAUAGACAGCAAUUAAUGUCCCUAUGUUCCUUGCUGGGUUCUUCAGGCCUUCCAUUCUCAAUAUGUCCAUGCCAGGCCUGGGAAACCCAAUAUGGCUAUGAUCCUGAACAAGGGGAGGAGGGAAUGUUAUUUCCAAAGAAAACAGGUUUCAACAACUUAAUUUUGAAGAACUUCUUCAAAAUACCCAUAGAAGACUUUUAAGUCCAUCAUAGAUAAAUAUCUCAUAGGGCAUAAUUCCAUUCAUAAAAUCCUUAAAUGCUUCUAAGCUUAACCGUGGAAACCUCCUUUCUUGCAUCAUGUGUUUAGAUACUUCUUGCACCUGAGUGCCGACAAUCUCAUAUAAUUAAAGCCAGCAUGGAUAGCAGUUAAGUUCCAAGCUACAGACUGUGCAUCUGCUCAAGGAACCAUCCCUAGGCAAGUGUUUUCUUCUGUAGAGACAGGACUCCGCAAGCAGACAUGGAGGUGUAGUGCUCACAGUCCAGAAGUUCCUCUCUGCUGGAGCAAAUCCAAGCUGUAAAUAAAUGCUAUUGGUU
Enhydra lutris kenyoni (northern sea otter) is the source of this 3652-nucleotide messenger RNA. Its product is annotated as acyl-CoA synthetase long chain family member 6. The record is from RefSeq and is a predicted model, not a curated record. Lineage: Eukaryota; Metazoa; Chordata; Mammalia; Carnivora; Mustelidae. Gene Ontology annotation, biological process: long-chain fatty acid metabolic process; long-chain fatty-acyl-CoA biosynthetic process; very long-chain fatty acid metabolic process. Gene Ontology annotation, cellular component: membrane; endoplasmic reticulum. Gene Ontology annotation, molecular function: arachidonate-CoA ligase activity. The transcript is spliced from 21 exons. Bases 174 to 2267 code for a protein of 697 amino acids.